AUGUACCAGUUUCCCAAAGACGGUGAGAAGGUGGACGGCGCUGAGGAGGCGAACAAGGAGGACACGAAGGAAAAGGAGGCCGCGUCGCCACCGCAGCCACAGCCGGACGGCAUGCCGGAGAUGCAGCAAGAAUCUGGCAUGCAGGCACAGUCCGGCAUGCAACAGCUCGGGCCACAAUAUGGCGGGGCCCAAUACGGCAUGCAGCCACUGCAGCCGCAGCCCGCCAUGCCGCAGCUGCAGCCGCAGCCCGCCAUGCCCAUGCCGCAGCCACAGAUGGGCGGCGGUGUGUCAUUGUGA
Molecule: messenger RNA, 297 nt
Organism: Symbiodinium sp. CCMP2592
Lineage: Eukaryota; Dinophyceae; Suessiales; Symbiodiniaceae
Source: the annotation of a GenBank genome assembly